AUGGGUUCCGUCGGGCCGCGGCCACGUGACAUCCUCAGCGAGGCCGAGUUCAGUGGGCGCACUGCGGGCGGCUGGCGCCUCGCUUGCCGAAGGCGACUGCGCCCGGGAGGGCGGGGGAUUGUGGCGGGCGGAGAGCCCGUUCCGGUGGCCGGUGACAGUUGUGCGGGGGAGCGGCGCCUGCGGUUUGGGAGGCCAUCCGCCCCGCACCGGCGUGUGACUCCCUCGGGCAAAAAGUGUUGGGCCGUUUGGUGGCGGUCGUGGUCCCUGCGGCCGCCCCCUCGCCGUUGCCGCGUGCCUCUAGUUUUGCCUAAAGAUACUGAAACCGAGUGCCCCGGACCCACACACACGCAAGGGAGGAGGGCCUUUCGCGGGCGCGGCGUAGAAAAGAGAGGGAGGCUCGCGGGGCUGCGGCCUGCCAACGGGACGGCAGGCACGGCGUCGCGUCCCGAGCAAAGGGCUUAG
Molecule: messenger RNA, 462 nt
Organism: Trypanosoma conorhini
Lineage: Eukaryota; Euglenozoa; Kinetoplastea; Trypanosomatida; Trypanosomatidae
Exons: 1
Coding region: 1-462 (153 amino acids)
Source: RefSeq, a predicted model, not a curated record